AUGGUCGGAGUACCUCACAGUAGCGGUUGUGCUACAUGUGUGAAGCGUCGCAUCAAAUGUGAUGAAAGACUCACUGGGUGCGCUAGAUGCGAGAAAUACGGGAAGCCAUGCCCAGGAUAUGAUAGGGGCUUCAAGUUCAUUGCUGGAAAGCCAUAUCGUACUCCAAGGCAAAAAUCAAAGACAGUCACUGGGUCACUCAGCGAACAGCAGUCUAAGACCGAGAGCCCAAAUGCAGGCAACCAUUCCCAAGACAGCCGCCAGGCAGUUGUCUUGAAAGAACAGCCGUGGUCUCUGGUAUACGGAGAUGUCAAUGUUAUGCGGAGCCUAGCAGCUCUCAUCAAUGAGUUCUCUCAGCCAGCUUCAGCCUCUCAGAAGCACCUCGUUUCCCAAUGGUUUAGUUUCCUACCUUCGGUCUACGGACAUAACCAGGCGCUGGAUGCUUCGAUCAAGUCAUUUACAGCACAUCAUUUUGGAAAGGUCUUUCAAAAUGAACAGAUGAUUGCAUAUGCUCGAUCUGCCUAUGGAGAGGCCCUAUUCAGACUCCGAAAGUCUUUGAAGGACCCCUCCGAAUGUCUCUCUUCACAUGUCUUCUACACCGUUGUACUACUGUGCAUGUACGAGCUGUUUACCGACACCGAGGACCCAGAGUCCUGGAUGAAGCAUGCAAAAGGACUUGGUCAGUUGGUCAGAACCAGAGGGCCUGAUCGUUACCGUAAUGAUUUGGACAUAACACUUCUGAAGGUUUCUCGAGGGCUUAUCGUCAUGCACUCAAUGUUUUCUGGUGAACCCUGCUUCCUAGCAACCGAGGAGUGGCAUCAGAUGAUGCGGCAACAACGUGCUCCUGGCAUCUCGCCCGAUCUUCACAAUUGUAUCGAGCAAUUCUUUGCUUACUUUACAUACGCCCCAAGCCUGGUACACAAGUUCUAUCAUCUCAAGGAAAUCGACAUUACCACUCCAGAAGCCCUACAGAUCAUAUCCGCCACCUUGGAACAGGCACUCGAUAUGCAGGGAAAAUUGACAUUGUGGUACGAGCAAUUCUCUCAAAUUGCUCCCCCGCCAGUUGAAACUCUCACUUCGACUGACGACCCAUUGUAUCCGAUUGUCUUGACAUACUCGGAUAUGACUCAAGCGACCAUCUACUGCAGCUACUAUGCCUACAUGAUCAUCAUUCACGAAGUUCUGAAAAACUUUGGCUGUUCCGGUCCACAAGCCGCCAUGGUGAUAUACUUCCGUGAUCAAAUUUGUCGAUCGGUUGAAUAUAGUAGUGUCGGUGUCCUUGGUCCCUAUCGACUGGGUUUCCCUCUACGAGUUGCCAUCGAGGUCGCAGAUCCUACGACAAGAUCAUGGAUAUUGGCUCGUCUAUAUCAAUUCUCAAAAGUCUAUGCUGCGUCACAACCCAAGAAUUUUGAGCCCAUUUUGUCAUCAAAUGUCACUUAA
This is a messenger RNA of Penicillium subrubescens, 1437 nucleotides long. Its product is annotated as Zn(II)2Cys6 transcription factor. NCBI's taxonomy places the organism in Eukaryota, Fungi, Ascomycota, Eurotiomycetes, Eurotiales, Aspergillaceae. The coding region runs from base 1 to 1437 and encodes 478 amino acids. The record is from RefSeq and is a predicted model, not a curated record. The transcript has 4 exons. Gene Ontology annotation, biological process: regulation of DNA-templated transcription. Gene Ontology annotation, molecular function: DNA-binding transcription factor activity, RNA polymerase II-specific; zinc ion binding.